AUGCCGGCGUACGAACCCGAGACCAACUCGAACAGCAGCCUCAGACAGCAUGCCAUACUGCUGCCGCGCGAUCCUCCGGAUCCUAACGUUGAGACUGCAUUCCGCCAUCACGCUGAAUCUUUGCGCACCGUAAGUCGCAAGCGUCGAGCUCCACGCAAACGUGCUUCAACGGCAUGUCAAAGGUGUCGCAUCAAGAAGUUGAAAUGCGAAGGCCGACCAAUAUGCACAUAUUGUCAGAAAUACGGUGCCGAAUGUACCUACCAGACAUGGACUACUCCAGCAUCUGUUCCGUCGACCGCCUUUCUGCUGGAAAGGAUUGCCGCUCUCGAAGAAAAGCUAGAGGGGCUUUCGAGCGAAUCCCAGCCGCUUCGUUCGCCAGAGCAGAGCAUCCAAGAAUCCGACACUGUCCCAACAACCGGCGAUGAAAAUGGAAACCAUCAAGAACUUUACCUGACUCCAUCUUCCAGCGGCCUACCUUCGAAUCCCAUUGAUACCUCACCCAUACCGAUCACAGAUGUCUUGGGACAUCACAACAUCUUCCGUUCGGACCAAGUCGUAUCCCAAAACAUUCACGAAAGCCCGUACACCCACGAAAGCCGAGAUGCGUCGCCAGCAGGACCAGAAUCAGAAGGGAACAACGCCACAUCGACCCCUUUUGAGCGUUUCGAUCUCCAUGAUACCGCUGACAUCCUUCCGUUAAUGGAGCUUUAUUUGGAAUUGGUGUGUCCGCUUUUCCCGAUGAUCUGCGACGUAUACCUUUGGGAAGCGGCUUCGACAGUUGUGGCGACAGGUUUCAAGAACGACCUGUAUUCUUGCAUGGUGUCCUUUGUGAUGCUGCUGGCGAAAGCCUAUUCUUCGUCAUCGGUCGAUCCUGAUGAGUCCAGCGUGUUCUCUGAAACUGUGCAUCGAUUAAGCUCCCUCCCUGUUCAGUUGACCCUUGAUUAUGCGCACACCCAAGUUUUAUGUUCUCUUUUUCUGCUCAAGAGACAUCGGCUGCUCGAAGCGUGGCACUGGCUUCAUGCAGGUUGCACUACCCUGUAUACUGUCAUCAAAUGGGAAGAAACAAGAAACCUUUACAAGACCGAUGUAGAGAAGAAUACUAUUCUGCGGACGUACUGGAUCUGUCACAACUUGGAGAGAGAUUUGACCUCCGAAAUCGACGUGCUUCCCAGCAGUCGUCUUUCAGAGCUGGAAGACCAGAUGCCUCUUCCGCUCGGAUGUGAUGAGGCAUCACUGAGCCAUCUGGAAAAGACGCGUCGAAUCAAGUAUCUGUUCUUCCUUGCCGACACAUCGUUGAGAAGUAUCCUAGCAAGAAUUGACGGCAUGUGCUCUGAAUUCAAAGCGUCGCCAGUGUCAAGUCAAUGGCCAGGUAAUGUGGCGCUGUCUCCGGUCGCAGUCGAACUUAAGAGUCAAUUGGCCGCUUGGGAUAAGAAUGUGCCGCCAUCGCUGGAUUGGUCUCCAUGUCCCAGCGAAAAUAUCCCGUCGCUGAUCCGCACGCGGUUGAGGCUGUUGUACUGGUUAGCACAGUUCCGCCUGGGCGAACCUGUAGUCAUUGCAGUAGUGGGCAACACGCGUGCGGAGUUCAACAUUGACGUCUGGAGCUCACUCAUGCAUGGCCUUUCGUCCGGGUACACUCUAGCCAGGACCCUAGUAAGAGAAGGUGUUCAGAUCGAUGCAAUCAUGGGCAAAAGGGUCUUGGCUGCAAUUUCACUCCUUGAGAAAACAUUGGACAAGUCUAGUCUCCAACAGCUGCAGCCAAGCGACUCGAGGGAGAUUCUUGAGUGUGGAAGGCGGCUUCUGAAGGAGCAGCUGAAAGGAGCCUCUGGUACAUGGCCUUGGGAAAUCACAUGA
Molecule: messenger RNA, 1851 nt
Organism: Exophiala dermatitidis NIH/UT8656
Lineage: Eukaryota; Fungi; Ascomycota; Eurotiomycetes; Chaetothyriales; Herpotrichiellaceae
Exons: 6
Coding region: 1-1851 (616 amino acids)
Biological process (GO): regulation of DNA-templated transcription
Molecular function (GO): zinc ion binding; DNA-binding transcription factor activity, RNA polymerase II-specific
Source: RefSeq, a predicted model, not a curated record